ACUUAAUACUCAAUUUUAUUUAUUGUUAAUUGUUCACAGUGCCUUAUUUAAAUAAUUAUUUCUUAUGUAACUUUUUUGUCGUAACUGAGAACAUACUAGAAAAAGUUAUCCAUCGUACACGUGCAAAUAUAAACGUAAAAUAGAUAAUAAUAAUAGGUAUAUUAAAUUAUUAUAAUAAGUUUACUUAAUCGUACAUAAUUAAUAUGACAUUGUAAUUUUAUGAAUUAUUUCGUCCUUUCGAAAAAUCGGAUUAAAGUAUUGGGGGGCGUGUAAAUCUCAUCUUUGAUAAGCGGAUUUAGAAAAACAAACAUGUUUUCCGCAUAUUACGCCUCACAAUAUCACUGGCAUGCGCGCAUUACAAGAAGCUGAAGGCCACUGGCGCGAUAAUAUUUGUGCGUGCACGCCGUUUUCGCAAAUUUGCAAAUGCGAAUAUAUUAUCUACAGUAGUGGAUAUACGGUUGAAAGUACCUCGUACGGGUUAGUAUUUUUUCGAGCAACUUGUUAAGCCUGACCUUGUGGUUUAAAUAAUACGCAACAGGCAUCGUAUGGCGCCAUCGGUCCUCUCUGCUAGUCGUAAAUACACGUCAUGACACACCCAUUCCUAGACUAAUAAGGUGGCUGUAUUUUGUUACGUCGCUAUUAUAUGCUGCUGAUAUAAUUUCAUCUGGUCGCAUGUCUUAAAUGUUAAUGAUCAGUUUUAUAUGCGCAUGUUUAAUAUCGAAGCUAAGUACCUCGUUCUAUUAAUAUACGCCAGACACACCUCCAAUUCAGUUGUGGACAAACAGCAAACUUUUAAAAUACCUUUAUAAAACUUCCUGUUUGAUACCGUAGUCAGAGUCAAGAUUAUAACUAAAACAAUUUUAUAGAUAAACUCGUACGUCAUUUUAAAUUACUUACGUUAUAUAAGUUUUUUUUUUUACUUUUAUCUCUCGAUUUAAUAUCGAUCGACCCAUACACGAACAAAAAUAUUUUUAAAUUCCUAAAUCAAAAUAUACCUAAAUCUCGUAAUUUCAGUGAUAGUACGGACGUCAUUGUUUUUUCAUUAGUAGUAAACCUAUUUAAUUAUUUUGGUAAUCCUUAGAUUAUUUUAGCUGCAAGAUUGUUUUAGCUACAAGGACUUGUCCUCGUCAGUCGUAUUGUACACAACAAGCAGCCAAAUCAAGUAUAUACUUAACACCCUCAAAGGUCUGCAUACGACUUACCUUCAUAUCUGCCAUGAAAGUACGACCAUGUAAUUAGAAUCUGACAUGCCAAUUUUAAUUUUCCAUAAGGGUCUUUCAGGACUACUUCAAAAAGAGCUACGAUAGUUUUCUAUCGUAGCUCUUUUAUUACGAUUUCAAUUUUUUGAAGGACAUUUAAAUUACCGAUCUCAAUCUAUAAUCUGUGGGAAAAGAUCGGUUUUUGACAUUAGUAAGUAUGUAUUUGAUAGGAGUUCCUGUCAAAAACCGAGAUCGAUCCAGAGAAUUUUAGUCAUUAGUUGUGUGUGGAUGGAUUAAAAGCAGCUUAAAUAUCAUACAAAUUCAAUAACUAAAGGUCUACCUAAAAGAGGCAAUGUGUUGACUGCUAUCAACGAAAUUGGCGCUAGUAAAAUGUUUUGAAACAAAUUAAAGCCAUGCUCAGUUUUUAGAACAAUUUCUUAGCGGUCAGCGAAAAUAAAGUAGUUAAAUAAGAAAAUCUAAUAUUCAGCUAUAAAUUGGUGAGAUUUAUGAUAGUGUUCUACAAAGUUCCGGAUUUUUGACAGUAAGAUUUAAUUUAUAAUUCCAGAAAUUGAGACUAGAAAAUAUAAGUGGUACGCGGUUGACAGAGUUGUGCUGAAAUUCUUAUGAUCAAAAAAAGCUCAUGAAAUCAAGAGAAAGACCUUACAGUUAACACUGAAACAAAAUUUAUCUUCUUCGCUGAAACUAAAUUACGUUGAACAAAAAUUCACUUCCUGGCUAUACCAGUAUUGCCAAAAUAAUAUCUAAAACUAAAACUGGUUAUUUUUCAAGGAAGAUUUUGUCAAUGCCACGUCGAGCAAAGGUCUUUUAUAUUGGAGUAAAGUAUCAUUGGAUAAUAAAUAAAUAAAAAUAAAAUAGAACAAUACAAAACAGCGUGGGUUCGUUCGUCUUGGCUAACGUAAUGCGUUUCAUAGCUGAUAAACAAGCAUUGUUUUUGUUUACGAUAUUUUAGUCACAUGGAUGAGUAACACCUAGGUAGACUGUAUGAAAUAUAGACGUGAAUUAACCCAUUGCGAUCCACGAUUGAUACUACGACGUGAUGUUGUUUACAAUCUUACACUCGAGUAUCCACUUAUAUAGCUCUAAACAAAGCUACCUUUUAAGUUUCUGUUUCCGAUGAAUAUAUUUUGCAUUCAUUUACGUCUGAUGUAUAAAAAUCUGAAAUUCAUUCAUUCGUCUUUACUGUCUUUAUUUACAAAUCUAUUUUUAAUAGUAAGGCCAAGAAAAUUGCGGUCGUAUCCAAACUAGCUUUGUUAUGAGCAAGAUUUACCUCUCGCAGGUAUUAUGACGAUGAUGAACAAUUAUUUCAUAAGCCACUAGUUUAAUGUCAUAGACAUUCACAUACACCAGAGAUGAUAUAACACGCUCAUGAGACUAGCCAUCUCAUUGCUUUACCAUAUUGGGCAUGUCGUACAUGUCGACAACAUCCACAAUUAAUUUCCUUUUGCAGUGCGUGUUGGUAAACUUGGAGGUAAACUUACUUUCGUAACAGGCGAUGGUACGACAUCACGCCAUGUCGCGCGAUCGACCGACCCAGGGGGCCAAUUCUCGAUUUUCGCCAUUUAUCUCGAGUUCGACAUUGUAAGUCUAUCUCUAUGUCUAUCAAAAAUAUCUCUAUCUCUACCAAAAAAUGUCGAAUUGCACAGAAAUCCGUAUUCUCAGUCAAAAUAGAAACAAAUGUCACGAAAAUGUCGAGUCGAGUGAAGAUAAUGUUACCAUUAUGCAGAAUCGCACGUUCCAUUUUAGGUAGUUGUGAGUGAAUGAAUGAUUUUGUCAUAAAACGUUCACUAAACCUAAUUAUUUAAGUUAAAACGGAACGUUUAGUGCAAAAAUAUUCAAUUUGACAGGACAGUUCCAGUUGACUGUCUGUCAGUGUCACAAUUUGGAUCUGUAAGCGGUUGUUUCAAAACUUUUAUAUGUUCAUCAUCACUCACUAGUGGGCUAUUCUGUUGGACAUUUUUAUAAUUUUCGUUUUAACUCGUCGAGUACCGGUUUUGCAGACACAAUUAUAGAACAAUAGGUUGCGGUCACCGGUGACCGCUUGGUAUUUGACAGUUUAAUAUGCAGGGAGAGAAAAAAUACCCUAGUGCCCAACAAAAACUAUUACUAGUCCAACUUGUGGAAGCAGACCCGGAAUUAAGAGGAGGUAAAUUCUCCUCUAACUUUUCAAAAAAGGAAGCAGAAAGAAGAUGGCAAGCCAUCGCUCAGCAGUUGAAUGCUGUGGCCGGAGCCAAAAAAUCUUGGGAUGGUUGGCGAAAAAGUUGGCAAGAUAAAAAAUCAAAAACAAAAAAUAAAGUAGCAACAAUCAGAAGGCAAUCGAUGUUGACUGGAGGAGGUCCACCACCAGAACAGUUGACUGAAGAGGACCAAUUGGUGCUUGGCACAUUUAGUUCUGCUGCCGUUGUCGGCCACAUAGAUUCCAAUGAAUCGAUCGUGGAAUUUAUUGAUUUAGCCACACCAGGUACCUCAGAAGUUAGCAUGUGUAUGGCACCUGGAGAGACCUCUGGAUCUCAAGAUGUCCUGCAAUGUGAGAAUAUACCAGGCCCCUCACAAUCCAUUAUGGGUGCAGCUGCUCCUCGUGGGAUUUCUGGAUCUCGAGAUUUGAUACAAUGUGACAAUCGGCCAGGCACCUCACAAUCCAGUGUGGGUGCAGCUGCUCUUCGAGGGACCUCUGGAGCUCGAGGAAAACAAAAAAAAAAAACGAAUGCUGCCCGACGUCAGCAGGCUUCUAUUGAUGUUGCAGAUAAAAUAAGUGCUGCGAUGGAAAAAAAAAAUGAGAUUAAACAAAAAUUUUAUACUGAUUUUCUUAAAUUAAUGGCCCAGCAAACUGAGGCUUUGGCUAGCAUAGCCAGAUCUAUGCAUGUAAGAUCAUCACCCUAUAUAUAAAUGAAUAAUAAUUCUUAUAAGGGUGAUGAUUUUAUCUGCAUAGACCAAUAAUCAAAAGACAAUUAUUGAUUUAAUAAUAAAAGACUGAUUUUACCUAGUCUGAUUAAUGUACACAAAUUAUUGUUUAUUAUUUACAUAAUUCUGCCAUAUUGAUUGUUAUGUAGUUGUAAAGUUUAUUUCUAAGAUUAUUAUUAUUACUGCACUGUGAUUUUAUAAUUAGUCUGUUUAAAAGUCUGCCUCUACAUUAUGUACAUGUACACAAAUUAUUGUUUAUUAUUUACAUAAUUCUGCCAUAU
Spodoptera litura is the source of this 4399-nucleotide messenger RNA. RefSeq lists its product as uncharacterized. The record is from RefSeq and is a predicted model, not a curated record. Gene Ontology annotation, cellular component: nucleus. Lineage: Eukaryota; Metazoa; Arthropoda; Insecta; Lepidoptera; Noctuidae.